AUGUCGUUAUUAGGAAAGAAGUUCAACGCGCCAUUCGCUAAGCCAUUGGCUCCCUUUUUCUUUGCCGGUACGCACAUGACCAACACGCAGACUGACGCGCGAACAGGCCUCAUCAUGAUGUACGGAAUCAACUCCUUCGGCAACACGUUGAUGAACACCGAUGAAUUCAAGAACGACCCGCGAAACCCCAACGCUGGCAAGGCGCAAAAGCCUGCGGAGAAGCACUGA
Lachnellula hyalina is the source of this 228-nucleotide messenger RNA. It is a transcript of the gene atp18, whose product is annotated as ATP synthase subunit J, mitochondrial. Gene Ontology annotation, molecular function: proton transmembrane transporter activity. The record is from RefSeq and is a predicted model, not a curated record. The transcript is spliced from 4 exons. NCBI's taxonomy places the organism in Eukaryota, Fungi, Ascomycota, Leotiomycetes, Helotiales, Lachnaceae. Bases 1 to 228 code for a protein of 75 amino acids. Gene Ontology annotation, biological process: proton motive force-driven ATP synthesis.